This is a messenger RNA of Panicum hallii, 1090 nucleotides long. RefSeq lists its product as uncharacterized. Lineage: Eukaryota; Viridiplantae; Streptophyta; Magnoliopsida; Poales; Poaceae. Bases 364 to 876 code for a protein of 170 amino acids. The transcript has a single exon. The record is from RefSeq and is a predicted model, not a curated record.
AACUGAAACUGAAUUGUUCGGUCUGACGAUUUUUAAGAACCAAUCAGUCUUGAGUUUCAUAUAGCCGAAAUUUCAGAUAAACCCAAGAACCGACCGACUUUUUCGGUCUGACCAAUGCCCACCCCUAUCCAAAUCCUCCUGCUUGCAGUCCUGUGCAUUCCAUGCUGGGCUGAGUAGAGCAAAGUAGCCCGUUCCCCAACGGCCACUAGGCCAGUAAAUGAAACUUGCCGUUGCGCGGGAUCAAGGGUGCUCCUGGGGUCCAUGGGGGCCACGGGCGCUGCCGCGUACGCCUCGCUCUGCGCCACGCGGUCACCACGACGUGCGGCUGCUUCCCGCCGCUGAACGUGCGUCGUCGCCGACGGCAUGCUGCCGUUCGCCAUCGACGUAGCGGAGGAGCUCGGCGUGCCAGGAAUCUCCUUCCGCGCGGCGAGCGCGUGCAGCUUCCUGGCGUACCUGACCGUGCCCGAGCUCUUCGAGCACGCCGACCUCCCCUCCCCGGGCGGUGGCGGCCUCGACAAGCCGGUGCUGGAGAGCUUCGUCCGGCGACGGGACCUCCCGCGUCUGGAGGCCGCCGUCGAGGGCGUGCCGACGGUGUGCUGGCCGUGCAACAUCGACCAGAAAACCAACAGCGCCGGGCCGCCGGCUGGUGAGCGCCGUGUGGAGGACGGGGCUGGACAUGAAGGACGUGUGCGACAGGGCCGUCGUGGAGAGGAUGGUGAGGGAGGCCAUGGAGUCCGACGAGAUCAGGGGGGCGGUUUAUUUCAACAAAAAAAAAGAUCAGAGGGGCCGUGCGAGCUCUUGCGGAGCAGGUCAGGCGGGACAUGGCCGAGGCAGGUUCAUCUGCGACGGAGUUCCAGCGGCUCGUUGGGUUCAUAAGUGAGCUCAGCGCGUCGCCACCGCCGACACAGACUCCGGACCCAGGACUCUAAAGUGAAGAAGUGGAGAGCACUUACUUAGCAAUUAAGCGCAGUGUGCUAUAGUCUAUGCAAAAAUGAAUUCCCGCAGUCUGAAUUAGCAAUCUGCAUUUUGUUAUGAUUUUUAGGCUAAUCGCAAUGGAUUCUCUCUCUCUCUCUCUCUCUCUCUCUCUCUC